Folsomia candida is the source of this 705-nucleotide messenger RNA. It is a transcript of the gene Taf13, whose product is annotated as transcription initiation factor TFIID subunit 13. Gene Ontology annotation, cellular component: transcription factor TFIID complex. Bases 171 to 596 code for a protein of 141 amino acids. The transcript has 4 exons. Lineage: Eukaryota; Metazoa; Arthropoda; Collembola; Entomobryomorpha; Isotomidae. Gene Ontology annotation, biological process: transcription by RNA polymerase II. The record is from RefSeq and is a predicted model, not a curated record. Gene Ontology annotation, molecular function: protein heterodimerization activity.
CUGAUGCUGAUGACAAUCAUGAUCUCGUAUUCUCUGAGUUUUUUGUGCAAAACACAAUUAAACAUCAACAAUCAGCAUCAAUUCACUUUCACAUUGUGAAUUUCACAAUUACUUAACUAAAUGUGAAUGAAUAAUUCCCCUGGUCUGAACUUCGUUGGUUAAUAUUGGUCAUGGCGAGCAGUGGCAGUAAUACUCCAGUAACAACAGUGCAAGAUGAUGCGGCUGGUGACCAUAGUAGCGAAGGUCAUCAGACGGAGGAGGAGACAGAAUUGGAAUCAAAACCGUCGUCAGACGAUGCCCGAAAGCGUCUAUUUUCCAAGGAAUUGCGUCACAUGAUGUUUGGCCUGGGGGAUGACCCCAACCCAUACACGGAGAGUGUCGACCUCAUCGAAGACUUGGUUGUGGAAUAUAUAGCAGAAACGACUCAAAGGGCAAUGGAUACUGGUAGGGCGGGUCGAGUUCAGGUCGAGGACAUUUUACACCUCGUUGGAAAAGACCCUCGAAAAUAUGCUCGCGUCAAAGAUCUGUUAACAAUGAACGAAGAGCUUAAAAAGGCCAGGAAAGCUUUUGACGAAGUCAAAUAUGCGGGUGUUUAAUUGCGUCGUGUGUGUGGGCAUACAUGUGUGUGUGAACAUUUUGUAAUAAUAUUAAUUAUGUUUUUAAAUUAUCCUUAGAAUAAAAUUGUAUGCAAAUUUAUUGAAUGAA